AUGAGGAAUAUUUUUCUGUGGCUGAGCAUGAGAGGCAGCAUCCUGUAUACACAACCCAGAGAGGCUGUGCAGUACGUGCUCUAUAUACGGCUGGCCAUCCUGCUAGUGGAGCUGGUGUAUGCGGUGGUGGGCAUCGCCUGGUUGGUGCAGUAUUACCAUCCCUGCUCCGACAUCACUGCCAAGAACCUCGCCCUGGGAAUUGUGGCGUGUAAUUGGUUGGUCAUCUUCAGUGUGUGUUUCACCAUGAUGUGUACCUUUGACCCCACUGGACGGACCUUUGUGAAGCUGAAAGCAACUCGCCGCCGUCAACGUAACCUCACAACGUACACUCUCAGACACAGGCUAGAAGAAGGUCAAGCCAGCAGCUGGAGCAGGAGACUCAAGUUCUUCAUGUGCUGCACUCGAACAAAAGAUACACAAUCUGACGCUUACUCUGAGGUGGCCAGCUUGUUCGCCGAGUUUUUCCGGGAUCUGGAUAUUGUGCCGAGUGACAUCAUCGCUGGCUUGGUGCUGCUCCGACAAAGACAACGAGCCAAGAGGUCAGCCAUCUUGGAUCAGGCAAACAAUGAUGUUUUAGCCUUUCUGUCCGGGAUACCUGUAACUCGCAACACUAAGUACUUGGACCUCAAGAACUCGUCUGAGAUGUCCAUGUAUAAGGAGGUGUGUUACUACAUGCUGUUUGCCAUGGCAGCGUAUGGCUGGCCUGUAUAUCUUUUAAGAAAACCAGCGUGUGGACUCUGCAGACUUGUCGGCACUUGCUCCUGUAACACUUCAGUUUCAGGUUCUCGUCUCUCUCAGUCCAUCACCGUUGAGGAGGACAACUGCUGUGGCUGUAACGUUCUUGCCAUCCGACGACAAUUUCUGGACCGAGACCUUAAAGAAGUCCAAAUUGUCUACACAUCCUGCCAUGAUGCGGUUUAUGAGACGCCCUUCUUUGUAGCAGUGGAUCAUGCAAAGAAAAAAGUUGUGAUCAGCAUCAGAGGGACGUUGUCCCCUAAGGACGCUUUAACGGAUCUUACUGGUGAUUCUGAGCGUUUGCCUGUAGAGGAGCAGCACGGCACAUGGCUCGGACACAAGGGAAUGGUUUAUUCAGCUGAAUACAUAAAGAAGAAACUAGAGCAAGAAAUGAUUCUCUCUCAAGCCUUUGGGAGAGAUUUGGGUAAAGGAACGAUGCACUAUGAGCUGGUGAUUGUGGGUCACUCUCUGGGUGCGGGUACAGCCGCCAUCCUGUCCUUCCUCCUCCGGCCCCAGUAUCCUUCACUGCACUGCUAUUCCUACUCCCCUCCCGGCGGCCUGCUCAGUGAGGAUGCAAUGGAGUACUCAAAAGAGUUCGUCACCUCAGUCGUGUUGGGAAAAGAUCUGGUCCCCAGGAUUGGCCUCUCUCAACUUGAGGGCUUCCGUCGCCACUUACUUGAAGUCCUACAGAAGAGUGAUAAACCAAAGUGGCGGAUUAUUGCUGGGGGUACGAAGUGCAUCCCUAAAUCAGAGCUACCCCUGGAUGACGAAGCUCCUGUAUCACAGGGCGUGACUCCCUCUAACUCUCGCCUGUGGCUGCAUCCCAGUGACCUGAGCAUCGCCCUGUCAGCCUCCACGCCGCUGUAUCCACCGGGACGGGUCAUUCAUGUGGUGCACAACCACCCGCCUGAGAUGUGUUGUGGUCAGGAAGAGCCCACUUACUCCGCUCUGUGGGGGGAUAACAAGGCCUUUGAUGAGGUUAUCAUUUCUCCAGCCAUGCUGAAUGAACACAUGCCCCAUGUGGUGAUGGAUGGCCUCAACAAGGUUUUGGAAAACUAUAAUAAAGGGAAGACAGCUUUAUUGUCUGCUGCUAAGAUAAUGGUUAGUCCUACAGAAGUGGACCUGAAUCCAGAAACAGUUUUCCUCGAUGCCUCUAGUUCACCGCAGCCCACGCCUGCCACACAUCACCGCAGAAACAGUAGUGUCCGUUCCUGUGCCCGCUCUGAGAUCUCGCUGGAUGGCUUCUCGGAGUGUCCGCCUCCUCCUGUGCCCGUGAUGCUCCCCGGAGCCCGUGAGCGAUUGGCCGUGGAGCUACGGGAGCGAAAAGCCCCCUUGGCCAUCAUGGAAAGUCUUUCUGAUGCCGAAUCCGUCUACAGCUUGGACUCCCGACGAUCAUCUGCCGCCCUGAGAGGCUCGCCCUGUCUGGGGAGUCUACCUUUCCCUUUGGAUGCCACCAUCCCUGAAGAGAACCCGUCGCUGAGCUCCCGCACGGAGCUGCUGGCUGCAGAUGGCUUGGACCAUGAAUUGGGGGAGGCCGGCCCAUUCUGCCCUACUCCUCCAGAACUGGAAGUACCUUCCAAUGACACCCGCAUCAGCAGGCACUUCUCUCCGCUCUCGCUUGGACAAACUAUCGUGAAUCAGCCGGCCAGCCCGGGCAAGAAGUUCCGGCGGUCUUCAGGAACACCUGUGGCUUGCCAGCCAUCAGCUGUUCCUAACAGUCAAGAAUCCUGCCCAGUAGCAUCCCGGACUGGUUCUAUGCCAGAAACGCCCAAGGAUAGAGUGUUUGAAGAGGAAGAGGUCGAGAGCGGCCGGUCCCAGACUCUUCCACCAGUUCCGCCGCUGUCCAACGGCACUCCCAGUCAGGCGGUCCUAGAGUUCGCCCAGUACCUGGACUCUCUGUUUAGGCUCGACGGCAGUAGCUCUCCACCUCUCGAGCUGUCCGAUGCAGAAUCCGAGUCUGGACGGGGAUCGUACAGUCAGGCUGAGGGACACCAUGCAGAUCAGCAUGGGAAAGACACGGACAAGGACAGGCAGCUACUGGCUAGAGCUACUUUAGAGCCCAACUUGGUCCCAAAGCCCCCUCGCACGUUUGCCGGCUCGGCUGACCCUUCCUCCGGCAUCUCGCUUUCUCCAUCCUUCCCGCUCUCGUCCUCUGGAGAACUCAACGAUUUCUCUCCUGCUGAUGGAGUGCUACCCGCCAACCAUACGUCUACGCUACGAACUUCCGCUGCUAGUCCCAACCCCAAGGAAACUGCGUUGUCGUCUAUGGUGUAGUUGCCCACUUUCCACAGCGCACUGCUCUCCUUUUCCAUCUAUUUAUUUUACCCUAUGGUCUCCUUUCCCAAAACUCUUCUUUGCUCCUUCUGAACCGAUUGUAGAAACGUGCAUGCGUAGCAACGCGGCCAGUCCAAGACUUCCAGACUUCUGGACCAUUAAGGAUUCAUCAAGAACAGAAGACCUCAUUUUGUACUAUUGUAAGACAUGCAUUGUGUCUUGUGCGUCACUAUUAUGAAAUGUCCUAAUCGCUGCCUGCAACACACAAGGGGCUGAGAGGCUCCUUCAAACACUAAAGACGUUGCUAGCAUAUUGAGAAGCUUGCACAAAUGACCCUACGUUCACAUUGAAUCUAAUGUUACGGUUAUGUUUACAUUGACACUACAGAACACCAAGCUAUCAAAAAGGUUGGCAGUUUCAUAUAAGGGAAAGGCUGGGAUAGGAAAAAGGGAAGACUAACUAUCUUAAUUGAGUUACGGGGAGGGGCGCACACAACAAGCAGUGGGGUACAUUUCCUCAGGACCUUGAAGAAUGAAGAAUGGGACAAAGACAUCUCAGGCGAAGGAUAAUAAAUUGUUCUUUUUUUUAAUUGUACUUUUUCAUUUUUUAAUCAAUGAUUGUGUGGAAUCCUGCUGAGUAUGUGUAAUUGGUGGCACUGACGGUUGGUGGACAUCUAUGAGUUCUCGAUGUGCAUGAGAAAAUGCUGUAUGCUCGUGUAAAACGUUUCAUUUUGCGAACUUUUGUCAUCUCUUAUUUACAUAAAUCCACUUGAAUUCACGCAUGCAGGUUUUGUAUCGUUUCUUUUUUCACCGAUUGCCAAAAAAGCCAACUUCAUACAAGUCAAACGUUUGAACUCUGUGAAAUUAAUAUAUAAUGAUUUACUGUUAUUGUUAUUUAUUUUUACAAACCACUGCCCGUGAAUGCAAAUGACAUCAGGAAGAGUUGUUGAAUGGUGAGAUGUGCACCAGUCACAAAAUGCGCCCUUUAAAUGGCUCGCCUGAAUCUGCGAUGUCUUUUACGCAGCACGAGACGCUUCCUUCGAGAAAAGUCUCUUUCGGUAUGGUGUGCAAUCAGUAGCAAAAUAAGCAUAGAGAGAUUUCUUCUCAUCUGCUUUUUUAAAAAUCAUUUCUACUGUUGUUGCUAUAAUACAAUGAAUAGUGGUUUAUCUCAAUGGCGAAAUAUUUUAAUAACUUCGACUUGCUUUUUUUAUAUCGUUUCAGGAUGAAGUGUUUGAGUUUUUGGGUGGAUGUGUGAAAAAGUACAGCGGUUUGUUACAACAGAGCUUCGUGGGUCACAAAUGCGUCAAGUAUUUUAUUUUGCAUGCUGUCGAUUGUUUUAUAUCACAAUUCCAAUGCUAUCAUGUUUUGAUUGCAUGUAAUAACUUGUUAAUAAUUGGUUAUAGGUUCU
Messenger RNA from Sinocyclocheilus grahami, 4416 nucleotides. RefSeq names its product diacylglycerol lipase, alpha (gene dagla). The record is from RefSeq and is a predicted model, not a curated record. The transcript is spliced from 19 exons. Gene Ontology annotation, biological process: diacylglycerol catabolic process; arachidonate metabolic process; retrograde trans-synaptic signaling by endocannabinoid. NCBI's taxonomy places the organism in Eukaryota, Metazoa, Chordata, Actinopteri, Cypriniformes, Cyprinidae. Gene Ontology annotation, cellular component: cytoplasm; postsynaptic membrane; dendrite membrane. Gene Ontology annotation, molecular function: lipoprotein lipase activity. The coding region runs from base 1 to 3009 and encodes 1002 amino acids.